Molecule: messenger RNA, 4308 nt
Organism: Scophthalmus maximus (turbot)
Lineage: Eukaryota; Metazoa; Chordata; Actinopteri; Pleuronectiformes; Scophthalmidae
Gene: mc4r
Product: melanocortin 4 receptor
Exons: 1
Coding region: 489-1496 (335 amino acids)
Biological process (GO): G protein-coupled receptor signaling pathway
Cellular component (GO): membrane
Molecular function (GO): melanocyte-stimulating hormone receptor activity
Source: RefSeq, a predicted model, not a curated record
UCAUUUUAAAAUCUGCUCGUUCUCGUGCAUCCAACCAAACUGCUCCUCCUCCCUCAUCGGGCUGUCGAUAGGGCGGACGACCAGAGGGGUGUGUGUGUGUGUGUGUGUGUGUGUGUGGUACAACAGAGGAGAGAGAGAGAGAAAACCGCAGUUGCUUGUAAAGUGAUGCUCUGCCUGCGUUGGCACAGCGAGCUGCUGCUCAGCUCUGCUCAUGUUCCUGCUCACUCUCAAUUAGACUCGACCAAGUUCCUGCCUUCGUGCACCUUUUCUGCUUCACUCCUUCCAUUUGUCAGGACUUUCAAGUUGGGGCGUUUCCUCUUGAGUUCUCACAGCGCAGUCUUUGAGAGAGAGGAGAGGAGAGCGGCAGGAUUAUAUUUGAAGAAAGAAAAGACGGAAGAGGAUCUCCCGUUCCCCUUUGAGGACACUGAGGUUGUCCUCCAGAUUAUGAGGAUGAUUGAAAGCUGCACACGUUGAGACCAGAUGGACAAAUGACGAGGAGCACCGGAGGCAUUAUGAACACCACGGAACAGUUUGGACUGAUCCAUGGCUUCCACAACUGGAGCCAGACCACGGCCACGCCGCCGCUCGACGAAGACUUGUCGCCCGACGACAAGGACUCGUCCGCAGGAUGCUACGAACAGCUGCUGAUUUCCACGGAGGUCUUCCUCACCCUGGGCAUCGUCAGCCUGCUGGAGAACAUCCUGGUCGUCGGCGCCAUAAUCAAGAACAAGAACCUCCACUCGCCGAUGUACUUCUUCAUCUGCAGCCUCGCCGUCGCCGACAUGCUCGUCAGCGUCUCCAACGCCUCGGAGACUAUCGUCAUAGCGCUCAUCAACGGCGGCAGCCUGACCAUCCCCGUCACGCUGAUCAAGAGCAUGGACAACGUGUUUGACUCCAUGAUCUGCAGCUCGCUGCUGGCGUCGAUCUGCAGCCUGCUGGCCAUCGCCGUCGACCGCUACAUCACCAUCUUCUACGCGCUGCGCUACCACAACAUCGUCACCCUGCGGCGGGCGAUGCUGGUCAUCGGCGGCAUCUGGACGUGCUGCACCGUGUCCGGCAUCCUGUUCAUCAUCUACUCGGAGAGCACCACGGUGCUCAUCUGCCUCAUCACCAUGUUCUUCACCAUGCUGGUGCUCAUGGUGUCGCUGUACGUGCACAUGUUCCUGCUGGCGCGUCUGCACAUGAAGCGGAUCGCGGCGCUGCCGGGCAACGCGCCCAUCCAUCAGCGGGCCAACAUGAAGGGCGCCAUCACCCUCACCAUCCUCCUCGGGGUGUUUGUGGUGUGCUGGGCGCCGUUUUUCCUCCACCUCAUCCUCAUGAUCUCCUGCCCCCGGAACCCCUACUGCACCUGCUUCAUGUCCCACUUCAACAUGUACCUCAUCCUCAUCAUGUGCAACUCCGUCAUCGACCCCAUCAUCUACGCCUUUCGCAGCCAAGAAAUGAGGAAAACCUUCAAGGAGAUUUUCUGCUGCUCUCAGGCUCUCUUCUGUGUGUGAGCCGCCUGGGAGGCGUCAGGCGGAGCCACGACCUUGACGGCCACAAUCUGCAAUUUAAAUGAAAGUUGCGCCGACGAGGACUUUGAUGAUUUGAGCAGCAAUCACUGCUCUCGCAGUCGCCUGUAAAUGAUUGAUGAGCGAGGCGUUUGCCUCUGGCGUCAGGUUGCUGGAGAGGUAGGUUUAAAUAAAACGCCCUGUAACACGGAGCGUUGCUCUGUAGACAGAUGCUUUCCUGUUUUGUAGUAGACGUCACUCUCAAAGUGCAAUUUGAAGAAAAACAACCGUGGUUCAUCUCACUGAUUCUACGACCUUCAUUUUAUCGAUUGUUCACCGUUAAAGAAAUCUAUUCUAUUAUUACCUUGACGGUGUGUUUCAUCGAUUGGGAUUACGGUUCUUAAUUUCACAGCCGAUGUAACGUAGAACCUAAAUUCCACGGUGCAUGAGUUCUGUCCGGCAGACUGAUUGUAUGUAACGCAGAGAUUAACAGGGUAUAUGACAAACUACCUCCACGUUGGAGAGUGUAAUCCUCCUCUUAACCCUGAGAGUAUUUUCUCCACACGGCAAGAAACGAUAUUGUUUAUCCCUGACAUUCACUCGGUGAAGCACUUUAUCAGGAAGGCUACACGAACACUGGGUAGUAGCCUUGGUUCUUGGAUCCCACAACAACUUUCCUUUGACCGUCUGCUCCAGGUCGACUGCAUCGCGUCGUUUCUGCAGGAUGAUCAGCUGCACCGUCUCCCGUUCUACCACAUCCUGAAGGAUCCACGUCUGGUGGCGUUCACCCAACUCACUGUCAUGGACGCAAAGCCAUGGAAAGUGGCCAUUAGAAGAUGGUAAACUGUGGCUCUAAAGGGACAAACACGGCCAGUAACACAUUGCAGAUAUGCUCUGUCUUUUAACACCAUUCUGAGUAAAAACACUCAAACCAGCCCGUCACGGUCAAAUUCACUGAGCCGAUCACACUCACUGACGCGCCUGUAUCGGAAGCUGCAGGGUUGUUAACGUUUGCACUGCUGCCACGCGAUUGGCUGAUUGGCUGAUUGGAUGAUUGCAUUAACGAGCAGGAGUGUUGUGCCAAACGUGAAGCGAAUUUUCUCGCUGCGUUACAUGAACUGUGGAAUGUAAAUCUGAAAAGGGCAGACGGGUCAUGGUACAAAUUGCAACUACAAAAGCUCGAGUUUUAUCCUCCAUUUCUGAUCCAAUGUCAGGACGUGGGGGGGGUGGGGGGGUCUUGACACUACUUGGCUUUCGCAAACAAAGCGUCGCACGAAUGUUUCACUCGAGUUCAAAUGUUUCAACUCGGGCCAAGUGAAGGGAAUUUCUAUGUGACCUUUUUUAUGUAAUUGGCAUCAUGUUUGGUGUAAACGUGCCAUUGGGAGCUCCUAACAAAGUUCUGGUGUGUCUAUAUAAAGUGUAUAUUCCCUUUGUUCGGCGUUACAAUAAAUGUAAAAGAAAAACACGCGUAACAUUUACAUUUCACUUGAUAUUCGAAUGAGGUCAGAGCCCACUCAUUUCCCUGAUGUAUUACCAUGCCGAUCAUGACGGCAGAGAUGAGGAACAAAUGCAGGGAACGUUCUCCUCCGAUGGCAUUUAAGAUGCUGUUUUACCAUAUUGUGAAUGUAGGAAUCUAUAAAGGGUCGCGGCUCGUUUCCUUUGACCAUUUUGUAGAGAAAAGGUGCAAUUUUUCAAGCUGUUCCAAAUGGAUCAAAGCACAAACGAUCAGACUAGAUUGAAUCUGGGAAAAGACCCCACCAACAGCACCACAUUGUGUUUUUUGCCUCUCUGCCGUUCCCCAUGUCACCACAUACUAACUAGACAAGGACUUCUGAUGUUUACACAAGACGUUUCCUGACGGUUGUCUCGGCUACAGGGUGAUACAUUGUAAAAUAAAUCAUGUGGGUCAGUGUAUUUCUCAGGCACAAAGCAUGUCACUUUAUUAUUGUGAGUAUUUCUGGUCUCGAUGUUUAUUUGUACCAAAAGACAAACGGGGGCCCAGGACUCUUCUUCUCGUGUGUAUACACGGUUUCAACGAUGGAUAUUUUAUACCCGAUAGUGAAGGCGUGUUUUUUUUGAAAACCCGAGAUUCCAACCCCCCCUGCAGAGUUUGAUAUUACGCAACAUUCCCCGUGAGCAAAAAGCACAAGCACACCUGAUGAAACAGUCAGAGCGCAAUCAAGGUAUCCAAUUACAGCUCUUGUGGACUGUUUGUGCGGUUUGUACUGUGAUUUGUGUCAAUUUGCACAUGUGGCUUGUUCACGCUCUCAGCAUGUACAGUGCGAAUGUGUAGAGAUUUAUUUUUCAUCAUGUUCAUGUAACAGGGCGGAUUUUGUGUCGUGUAACUCGUUGCUGUCUAUCCUUGCCUUAAUGAUGUCGCACUGUGAUGUAAAGAGAAACCAUUUCCUCUUAUUUAAAAAAAGAAUACUAUGUAGGUAAAUGCUAUUUUCAAUAUUGCCUUAUUUAUUCAUGCCUUUUUAAACUUGAAAGUGCGUUUCUGAGCUCAUGAAAUGCACAAGAACACAGAUGUAAACGGGUUGUGCCACUUUCUGUUCAAAGCUUUGCCUGGAGUUUGAGUCAUGUGUGCCAAAAAGUGAAUAAAUGAAUACAUAAAUAAAAGGUAUCGCUCUCUGCUUUCUCUGUAAAGCCCUGCUGCGAAGUGACUUCAGUAAGUCAGAACACUUUCUCGGCACCAGUUUGUCAGCUGUUGCUCCAGGGACUUGAACCUUUUACACAAAUUCACAUAUGAAAACAACCUUACACUCACAAACAAACGGACUGAAAUGAGAAAUAAAAAAAAUACAGGUAUACAGGUAAA